Messenger RNA from Ictalurus punctatus (channel catfish), 2476 nucleotides. RefSeq names its product nuclear transcription factor Y, alpha, like (gene nfyal). Gene Ontology annotation, cellular component: CCAAT-binding factor complex. Gene Ontology annotation, biological process: regulation of transcription by RNA polymerase II. Gene Ontology annotation, molecular function: DNA-binding transcription factor activity, RNA polymerase II-specific; RNA polymerase II cis-regulatory region sequence-specific DNA binding. The transcript has 7 exons. The coding region runs from base 757 to 1656 and encodes 299 amino acids. The record is from RefSeq and is a predicted model, not a curated record. NCBI's taxonomy places the organism in Eukaryota, Metazoa, Chordata, Actinopteri, Siluriformes, Ictaluridae.
CAUUAUUCCUCUUUUGGGUUGGCAGGUUUGUUGGUAUCAGCCCCGGUGCAUCCCUAGAUUGUGGUCUUGGGUGUGUGUUUAUUUUAUUUUUUUUAUUUUUUAUUUUCCCCAAUAUGUGCAACAUACACUCGCUGAGCACUUUAUUAGGAACACCUGUACACCUAAUCAUCUGUGCAAUUAUUUAAUCAGCCACUCAUGUGGCAGCAGUGUACUGCAUAAAUCAUGCAGAUAUGGGGAGCAGCUUCAGGUAAUGUUCACAGCAACCAUCAGAAUGGGGGGGAUUCUCAGUCCCUGCGUCCGAAAUCGCAUACCGUGACAGUACAUACUGAAUUCGAUGCAGUAUGUACUGCACGGCGGUUGAAACAGUACGUACUAAUCAGUAUGUGUGUGUAGUAUGACUACAGUCCCAGACAUACUACAUCCACCAUCUUAGCAUUGUCCUGUGACUUUCGACGUCUUCACAAACACAAACAUUUUUAACAAGUUAAUAAUUUAUUCAGGUAUUGUUAAAAAAGUCCUGUUUAACCAAGGUUUAAUAUUUAAAAAGAGCCGACGCUGUCUUCCACAACUUAUUAAUUUUUUUUUUUUCUGAGCUCAUCCGCACCAGUCCAUAGUGUCCAUCGGUUACACACGCCAAAAUCUCGCCAGAAGCAGCACGCCAUCCGGGUAUUUCUCACUUAUUGAGAAUUCGGACACACUACCUUUCUGGCGUACUGAUUUUCAACUACUGUGUAGUAGGUCCAAGGCCAACCGCUUAUGGUGCAGGUGAGUGGAGGUCAGCUGAUCACCUCCUCAGGGCAGCCCAUCAUGGUACAGGCCAUGUCUGGAGGCCAGGGCCAGACCAUUAUGCAGGUGCCUGUCUCUGGAGCUCAGGGCUUGCAGCAGAUCCAAUUGGUGCAGCCAGGGCAGAUCCAGCUGCAGGGAGGGCAGACGCUGCAGCUGCAGGGGCAGCAGGGGCAGGCUCAGCAGAUCAUCAUCCAGCAGCCCCAGACCGCUAUUACUGCAGGACAGAACCAGGGCCAGCAGAUUACAGUUCAGGGCCAGCAGGUUGCUCAGACUGCUGAAGGCCAGACCAUCGUGUACCAGCCUGUGAAUGCAGAUGGCACUGUGCUACAACAGGGCAUGAUCACGAUCCCUGCAGGCACACUGUCUGGCACACAGAUCGUUCAGGCAGCAGGGGGUGCCAACACUUCUACCACCAACAGUGGGCAAGGCACAGUCACAGUCACACUGCCAGUGUCCGGCAAUAUGGUUAGCGCUGGAGGGAUGGUCAUGAUGGUGCCUGGUGGAGGAGGCACGGUACCCACCAUCCAACGAAUCCCGCUGCCUGGUGCUGAGAUGCUGGAGGAGGAGCCACUCUAUGUCAAUGCCAAACAGUACCACCGCAUCCUGAAAAGAAGACAAGCCCGUGCUAAACUGGAAGCUGAGGGCAAGAUUCCUAAAGAGAGGAGGAAAUACCUACACGAGUCACGGCACAGGCACGCCAUGCAGAGAAAGCGGGGAGAUGGUGGCCGCUUCUUUUCACCGAAGGAGAAAGAAGAAAUGGCUCUAGCCAUGCAGGUGAGACCACAGGAACAGGCCAGAGUCAAACAGGAGGACUUCCACAGAGUCACCGAAAUCACAAGCUCACACUGGCAAACCGUGCCUCUUGCUUAGCUGCUGUUCUCUGCUCUCAUUGACUGCUGAGUGCUCCUCUUCCCUUGCUUAUGCAUGCAUUGGCAACACUCUGUCCGCAUCCAUCCUUCUUGCUUAGCUGAAGCAUUGCUUUCUCAAACUGUUUUUCACAGGUGCUUUUGUGGUGUUGUUUUUUUAUUUUUAUUUGAUUUUUUUCUGAAAUGCUGCUUCAUCAGCAUUUUAACACCGGACAGUUUCACUGAAAGCCAAAGUUGCUGAGCUAAAGUCGGCAGAGCUUUUUGUACAUACUGGUGAAAUAGGAUACUAGUCAGCUCUGUAGCACCCAAAAGCACAUAGCCCACCAUCAUUCUUUAUGUCUUUGCUUUUAAAUAUAGUGUACAGUUACAGAGUUAUGAUAUUGUUCAAAUGUUCGGGGGGGGGGGGGCUCUGCAAGUACAAAGUUUGCAUUGGUGUUAAACAAAAAUUAAAUAUCCGUUAUGUUAUUUGAAUGUAAAAAUGAAUUUUGCUUAAAGAAUGCUUACUGAGAUGUUUUGUAUUAAAGCAUCUGGGCUCAUGUUACCCUUUUCUAUAAAAGAAACCAUUUCCGUUUAGGAGAACAAUGAGAGACUGUGUUAGCACAGAGAAUGUCACGAUGCAGUGUCUGUAAAAGAAGUUACUUUCCUCCUGUCUGUCUGAUUUAUCAUUUAUCCAUCACAUACUGCAUUCCUGUUUAAUUUUUGUGUUCAUUCUCUGCCUGUAUUAUUAUUUUUUGUUGUUGUAAUCCUUGCACCCUGCUUCUUUGUUGCCAUGUGUUGUGAUUUUAUCCGUUUUUUGAAUAAAUUACUCAGAACAUUAAAAUGUU